Molecule: messenger RNA, 321 nt
Organism: Dujonia railenensis
Lineage: Eukaryota; Fungi; Ascomycota; Pichiomycetes; Serinales; Debaryomycetaceae
Source: the annotation of a GenBank genome assembly
AUGUCCGAAGCUUCAUUAUCAUACGCCUCAUUAAUCUUGGCUGAUGCCGAACAACAAAUCACCUCCGAAAAGUUGUUAGCUAUCACCGCUGCUGCCGGUGCCACCGUCGAAUCCUCUUGGGCUGACGUUUUCGCUAAGGCUUUGGAAGGUAAGGACUUAAAGGAAUUAUUAUUCUCCUUCGCUGCUGCUGGUCCAUCUGCUCCAGCUGCUGCUGGUGCCGCCGCUGCCACCUCUGGUUCCACUGAAGAAGCUGCUGAAGAAGCCGCUGAAGAAGAAAAGGAAGAAUCCGAUGACGACAUGGGAUUCGGUUUAUUCGAUUAA